AUGGUCUCGGAGUACGAAAAGGCCUCCUCCAAGACCUACCCAGACGAUUUAAAGAUAGGGACCCUCCUCAGUGGCCUACCCCAAGAUGUGAAGCGCUACUUGCAGUUGCAGAUAGAUGAUUCAACGACCUAUCAGAAGGUGAGGGGCAUCUUGCUACAGUUUGAGCGCACUUCAACAACUUGGAGCACGGAGUAUGUCAUGAAAGCCAUAGGCCUCGAUAAGAACUCGUACCCAGGAGAUGGACAAGGUCUUGCCCCAAUGGACGUGGACCGCGUCGAGAAAGGCAAAGCAAAGGGAAAGGACUCCAAGGGCAAGGGCCGUGGUGACAAAGGAAAAGGGUUAAAGGGCUACAAGGGGUACUACCAGACCGGCAAGGGCAAACCUGGUUUUGGCAAGGGCUUUCAGUUCGGUGGCUUUGGAAAAGGAAACCAGGACAAAGGCAAGGGUUACAAGGGCAAGUGGUCCAAUGAAGGCGGCAAGCAGGGCAAGAAAGGUGGAGCCGUAAAGGGUCCUUGCUUUGUGUGUGGUCGCAUGGGUCACCGAGCAGCUGAGUGCAGAGAUCGCCGCGUGAACCAAGUUGAAGACGAUAAUGUUUGCCGCAUGGAGCUGGACACAUUGCCGCUGAUCGAGGAGCUUCCAGACGACGAUGGUGACAACACUGGGGCUUGGCAUAGCACUGCUUUGGUUUCGGAGUUUGACUUUUACGAGGGUGAAGAAGCUUGGGAUGAGUAUGGCUGGUGGGAUGAAUCCGAAAUUCCUGCUGAAGCCUAUGAGUACAUCAGGGCAGUCAGUGCGUGUGAUGGUUGUUGGUACAGUGACUCUAGCGCUGAGUUUGAAGAAGUAGACUUUGCAAGCGUCGAGUGCUUUGAGCUAGAGUGCGAGCUCCCUUCCACCAGCACGUUUUGCUUCGAACUUGAUCGUGACAGCAGUGGAGAUGAGUUUUUCCGAGAGUGCAGUUCUGAAUGCGACUGUGAAGUUCGUGCGGUGUGCUGCCCUAAGGACCCUUCCGAGCCCUGUGAAGUAAUCUUGGAUUCAGGUGCUGAUGUCACGGUGCUUCCGGCGCAUCUCUUCAGCACCGUCGGUGUGGCGGAGAAGCAGACUACUCGGCUCUUGGAUGCCCAAGGCACGCCGAUUCCGCAAAUGUCGCAGAGAGCCAAUGUUUCUUUCGUGGUGCAAGGGCUUGAUGGUCGGGAGAUUGUUUUUCGAGAUCGAGCUGUGCUAGCAAAUGUUCGGCAACCUUUGUUAUGCGCUGGUAAGCUGUUUCGUGGUGGCUGGUAUCCGAAAGCUAGUGCUACAGAUGACGGCGUCAUGGUGAUGUGCAAGGGCGAGCAAGAGUUUCCCCUCCACUUUGCCCGAAAUUCUGUUGCGGCCACCAUGCGCAUUCUGAGGACCGAAGAAGCUUGUGUACGCGUGGUGAUUGAGGUGAACGAUGAGUUCUUAGCGGGACUCAAGCGGCAAGGCUGGCAAGUGACCUCGGGAUCAACGCCCACACACGUGCAGUGGAACUCUACAGUGACUGCAGACCCCAGCCAGCUUUAUGACCCCGAGAUCUUGCCUCUUCGUACGACUUUGGUGCACAAAGGGGAGAACAGGUUUGAGAUUUUCGAGUGCGGUGAGAAUUGGGAGUUGAAGCCUGUGGUGGAUAUAGGGUGCCAGCCGACUAGGAUCGUGACCUUGUUGACUCGGAACGCCUUGGCUGCCACUGACCUGGGAAAAGUUGUCGUUGACCUUCAAUCUCCUCUGGUUCCCAGGUUACCUGCUGAGUCUCAAGAAGAAGCUGCCGAACCUGAAGAAGCAGAUGAUGGAGUUCAACAGCCAGGCGCGCCCGUGGGCGGACCGGAGAUGCAGGAAGUGCCUUUGGAAGGCGAGGUGGUGAAGGUAGGUGACAAGGAGUUUCAUGAAACCUCUAGCCUUCGUGAUCUUCGUUGGGCGUGCCGCUACUUGAAGCUUCCGCAGAGUGGUGCUAAGAGUUUGUUGUGGACGCGUUUGCAGAAAGAGAUUGCGCUUAACAAGCUCAAGUCAGCCGUGCAAGCACAUGAUGCCAUCAUAGCAGAGUACACCCCUGACGUCAAUCACGGCCCUCUUCCUCAACGCCCCGACGCUCAAACCGUCAUGCUUCACGAGCUGACUCACCUCCCUCGGGCCGAUUGGUGUGAGAGCUGCCAAGCUGCCCUUUCGAGAGAGGACCCACAUCCAGAGGUCCAGCCGAAGAGAGAAGUGCCGGUCAUUUCGGUAGACUGGAUGUUCAAUAUAGGACAGGAGAAGCUGAGAAUGAUGAGCACCCCUUGA
Messenger RNA from Symbiodinium sp. CCMP2592, 2289 nucleotides. NCBI's taxonomy places the organism in Eukaryota, Dinophyceae, Suessiales, Symbiodiniaceae. The record is from the annotation of a GenBank genome assembly.